Messenger RNA from Prunus dulcis (almond), 470 nucleotides. RefSeq lists its product as uncharacterized. The record is from RefSeq and is a predicted model, not a curated record. The transcript is spliced from 4 exons. The coding region runs from base 1 to 417 and encodes 138 amino acids. Lineage: Eukaryota; Viridiplantae; Streptophyta; Magnoliopsida; Rosales; Rosaceae.
AUGACCUGCUACAAGGAGAAGAAUACACAUAAAAUUCCCGCAAACAAUAUUCUCUUAGAGCACUUCCACCAGUUGACAGUUGCCAUGCGGCUGAAACCCCCCCUCCCCGUUUUGAUUUUUCGCCAGAUUUCAGACGGCGAGAACUUCGCCGUCCGACCUCCGUUUGAGGCGCCGUUUCUUGCAAAAGCUUCAUCUCUUCCUCCUCUACCCAGCCCCCCCCUUUUCUCCGAUCGAAAACCCGGCAAACGGCGGUGGCGACGACGUGAAAACCAGUCAAAACUGCCGACGUCGCCGACGACGUUUCCGGCCAUCUCGAGCUGCGCCGUCACUUGGAACAGGUACUCCGACCACGCAUACGCAGCAAGCGAGACCCUCUCAGGGUCAAGCAGCGUGGGACUACUUCCAGUAGUUGACUGAGCUCCGCAGCAGAGCCGGAUCGUGCGCUUCCGAGCCUUGAGCCUUCGUAGGAC